UGUGGCUCUCACGACGCGCAGAAAGCACGACGAGCAAGAACAGCAAGUCUGUUUACAUUCGCGCUUCCAGAAUUUAUACAGAACUCAUUGUUUUAUUUACCUAUUUGAGUGCCGUUCUUGAUACAUUUGGACACUACACUUGCUGGUCAAAACCUGCGAUUGAAAAGAGCUGAAGAGGACCGAGCAGCGACUCCGGCUGCAGAUUUAAAGGUUGUUGGAAAGCCGUCUCCGCUCCGGGUGUCCGGCCCGAGACACAGCCCAUCACAGGACCCAGAAAAGCUUUUCUCUUCAUCAUCCACGCUCUGCAGACGCAACCGGCCAAAAAACAAGCGUUGCUUUCAGAGAAGCCCCGAAUGUGUUUAAUUUUCAGCAGCAAAACCAUGAUUCACAGCGUCGACCACAGCAGCCCCACCUAGGGGCCGAGCAGAGAAGCGCACUCUCCUCACAGGGAGGAAAUCACCCCGAUUCAUGAUGAGCGAUGACAACUCGGACUCCGCCCCCAGCAAUGACAGGCGUGGGGGAGUGGGCGGGGCCGAGGAGGAAGAGGCCAGGCAAGGGGCGGGGUCUCCGGGGCUGAGUGGCGGCUCCUCCUCCUCCUCCUCUGACACCGAUCGCAAGCGAGGGGCCGCCCCCGGGGGCGUGUCCAAGGCCCGCAGCGCCUCGCGGGGCCCCCCGGGGGCCCGGCUGGACGACACGGACGCUCAGUCCAGCGGGAACGACUCGGGCGAGCGGGAGGCCUCCAGGGGGCGCCAGAGCACCUGCAGCUCACAGUUCUCCUCCAGCCACAACGGCAAGGACUCCGCCAUGAUCCUGGAGACCACCGAGAGCAACAAGAGCUCAAACUCGCACAGCCCCUCCCCCCCCAGCAGCUCGAUGGCGUACAGCCUGCUGAGUGCCGGCUCGGAGCAGGACCACCCCUCCACCAGCGGCUGCAGCAGCCAGCAGUCCGCCCGCCGGCAGACGCACAAGGAGCUGAUGAAGGCGCUGAAGGAGCUGAAGAUCCGCGUUCCCGCAGAGCGGCGCGGAAAGGGCCGGUCCAGCACCCUGACCUCACUGCAGUACGCCCUCAACUGUGUCAAACAAGUGCGCGCGAAUCAGGAGUAUUAUCACCAGUGGAGUGUGGAAGAGAGUCACGGCUGCAGUCUGGACCUAUCAGCCUUCACCAUCGAGGAGCUGGACAACAUCACUUCAGAGUACACGCUCAAAAACACCGACACGUUCUCGGUGGCCAUCUCCUUUGUGUCGGGGAAGGUGGUGUACAUCUCUCCCCAGGGGUCCUCCCUGCUGCGCUGCACGCCAGAGCGCCUGCAGGGGGCGCUGUUCUCCGAGCUGCUGGCCCCCCAGGACGUCCGCACCUUCUACAGCAGCACUGCACCCAGCAGACUGCCCCUGUGGACCGCAUGCUCCGGCUCCGUGACCUCGCCCAUGGACUGCACGCAGGAGAAGUCUGUGUUCUGCAGGAUGAGCGGGGGGCGGGGGGAGGGGGGGGCGGUGCGGUACUGUCCCUUCCGCCUGACGCCGUACCAGCUGACGCUGCGCGACUCUGAGCAGGCCGACGCCCAGCCCUGCUGCCUGCUCAUCUCCGAGAGGGUGCACUCUGGAUACGAGGCUCCUCGUAUCCCGGCUGAUAAGAGAAUCUUCACCACCAGCCACACCCCCAGCUGCCUCUUCCAGGAGGUGGAUGAAAGGGCAGUGCCGUUGUUGGGGUAUCUGCCUCAGGAUCUCGUGGGGACCCCAGUGUUGCUCUACCUGCAUCCUGAAGACCGGCCUCUCAUGGUGGCCAUCCACAAGAAGAUCCUGCAGUUUGCGGGGCAGCCGUUCGAGCACUCUCCCCUGCGUAUGUGCGCUCGGAGCGGGGAGUACCUCACCAUCGACACCAGCUGGUCCUCCUUCGUCAACCCCUGGAGCCGCAAGGUGGCCUUCAUCGUGGGGCGGCACAAAGUCCGCACGAGCCCCCUGAACGAGGACGUGUUCACGCCGGUGGGCGGGGCGGGGCGGGGCCUGGUGCCGGAGGUGACGCAGCUGAGCGAGCAGAUCCACCGGCUCCUGGUGCAGCCCGUGCACUCAGGCUCCUCCCAGGGCUACUGCAGCCUGAGCAACGGCUCCCACGAGCUGCACCCCAGCGCUGCCUCGUCCAGCGACAGCGCGGCCGCCCUGGAGGACCCCGCGCCCCUGCACACGCCUAUGACGUUCCAGCAGAUCUGUAAGGAUGUGCACCUGGUGAAGACCAGCGGGCAGCAGGUGUUCAUUGACUCCCGCAGCCGCCCCCCGCCCCGUAAACACGCCAACACAGUGAAGGCUGCUCAGUCCCUGGAUGUGGGGAAGCUGAUCGGUGAGGGCGCCAAAGUGGACAAGAUUCCCCCCAAGCCAAUACUCCCCCCUCCGCCUGAGAGGAGAGAGUCGUCCCCCGCCUAUUCCUACCAGCAGAUCAACUGCCUGGACAGCAUCAUACGGUACCUGGAGAGCUGCAAUGUUCCGAACACGGUGAAGAGGAAGUGCGGCUCUUCCUCCGGCACCACGUCAUCGACCUCUGACGACGACAAACAGAAAGAGGUUCCGGGCGCUAAUGCAGGGGCUCUAGGCGUGGCGGCGGGGGGGCAGAAGGCAGCUCAGAGCCCGGCCCACGCGCUCACAGUGCUGCACAGUCAGGCGGAGAGCGUGUGCAGCUUCAGCAGCACCAUCGUCCACGUGGGCGACAAGAAGCCGCCUGAGUCAGACAUUGUGAUGGAGGAGACUCCUCCCCCCCCUCACGCCCCCCCCCUCACGCCCGCAGCCCCGGCCCCCGUGGCCCCGGCCCCGGCCCCCCCCCGGCCCUGCGGGGGCGGAUCGGGAGGGCAGGCGGGCGGGCGGCUGGGCCUCACUAAGGAGGUGCUGCUGGCGCACACACAGCGAGAGGAGCAGCACUUCCUGGGCCGCUUUCGCGACCUCAACCAGCUGCGCGUCUUCGACCCCAGCUCCGCCCCCCACCCGCACAGCGCCACGCCCCACGCCAGAGGAGUGCGCAGUUCCCGUGAUUACCCAGCAGGCAGUAGCGGCCGGCGGAGGGGUCGCGGGGCCAAGAGGCUGAAGCACCAGGAGGGCCUGGCCACGCGGCGAGGGGGCGGAGCCUCGGGCGUGCACGCUAACGCUAACGCUAACGGGGAGGGCCUUGGGGGCCUGCUGCUCCCCCCUCCGCACCACCUCCCCCUGGGGCCCCAGACCUCCUCCUCCUCCUGGCCAGCAUCCGUCGGCUCCCAGGCCAGCCUGCCCCCUGUCCCCUACCCCCCCGUCCUGCCCCUCUACCCCCUCUACCCGCCCCUGGCCCCACCCAGCGCCCACACACCAGGCUUCCUCAACACGCCCCGAUACCCCAUCCAGACACCCCAGUUACCCCCGCCCCUAGUGCCCCCAAUGAUGGCUUUUGUUCUGCCCAAUUAUAUGUUCCCCCAACUCAACCCGGCCCUGUCACAACUCACCCCAGCCAUGUCACAACUCAACCCGGCCCUGUCACAACUCAACCCGGCCCUGUCACAACUCACCCCGGCCAUGUCACAACUCAACCCGGCCCUGUCACAACUCAACCCGGCCCUGUCACAACUCAACCCGGCCAUGUCACAACUCACCCCGGCCAUGUCACAACUCAACCCGGCCCUGUCACAACUCAACCCGGCCCUGUCACAACUCAACCCGGCCCUGUCACAACUCAACCCGGCCAUGUCACAAUUCAACCCGGCCAUGUCACAACUCACCCCGGCCAUGUCACAACUCACCCCGGCCAUGUCACAACUCACCCCGGCCAUGUCACUGAACUCCUCUCUGCCCAAAGCACCCCAGUUUUACAACCCCAACUCUGCGUUCCCCUUCCUCAGUCCUGCCCCUGUACCCCCACACCCGAUAGCGCCCCCCACGGCUGCGACCCCAACACCCCGCGCCCCGUCCCGCUGCAGCACCCCCCUGUCCUGCAGCCAGCCCCGGGACGGAGUGGACUCGCCCCUCUUCCAGUCCAGGUGCUCCUCCCCCCUCAACCUGCUUCAGCUGGAGGAGUCGCCCAGCAACAGGCUGGAAGCUGCUUCAGCAUUGGCUGCAGCCCAACAGACUCCUCCCCCUAUUGGCGUGGCACCGCCAGAUUGGUCAGGGAAGCAGGGAGGCGGGACUGGAGCACAGGCCUCAGCCAAUCGGAGCAGCGCUGCUGAAGACUCGAAAGAGAAUGAAAAUGUGGAGGCGAAUGAGUCGUCCAACCAGGAUGCCAUGUCCACCUCCAGUGAUUUCCUGGACCUGCUGCUUCAGGAGGUGGAGUCCCGGUCAGGCAGCGGCUCGGCCGCCUCAGGCUCGGGGUCCUCGGGCACCGGGUCCAACGGAUGCAGCACGUCUGGGAGUGGCACCCGAAGCAGCAGCAACACCAGCAGGUACUUCGGCAGCAUCGACUCUUCGGAGAACGAGCACUCACGCAAGCCGGCCGCGGGCGGGGCCGGCGAGGAGCAGUUCAUGAAGUACGUCCUGCAGGACCCCGUCUGGCUGCUCAUGGCCAACACCGACCAGAAAGUGAUGAUGACCUACCAGCUGCCUGUCAGGGACCGGGAGCAGGUGCUGUGUGCGGACCGUGAGGCCCUGCGCUCCAUGCAGAAGCAGCAGCCUCGUUUCAGCGAGCAGCAGAAGCGGGAGCUCAGCAGAGUGCACCCCUGGAUCCGCACCGGCCGCCUGCCCCGCGCCAUCGACGUCCCCGUGUGUGUGGGGUGCCGGUCGCCCCCCCCGGGCCCGGAGGCCCCCCCGUUCGACGUGGAGAUCCAUGACAUGGAGCUGAGUGCCGUGCUGGAGCAGGCUGAGGACGGCGUGCAGCGCGAAACGCCCGACAGCUCUACGCCCCUCGCCCCGCCCGAAACCGCCAUGGAGCAGGGGGACUGCGGGGGGAAGGAAGGGGGCGUAGCCCACUCAAACGACCAGGAAAUGAGCAUGGAGGAGCAGGAAGUGACCUCACAGACAAUGGAGAAGGGGGCCGCUGUAACUGCCAUGGCCCUCUGAGGUGGGGCACACUGACAGAACUCCAGCGUGACUGAGUGCUACAGAACUCCAGCGUGACUGAGUGCUACAGAACUCCAGCGUGACUGAGUGCUACAGAACUCCAGCGUGACUGAGUGCUACAGAACUCCAGCGUGACUGAGUGCUACAGAACUCCAGCGUGACUGAGUGCUACAGAACUCCAGCGUGACUCAGUGCUACAGAACUCCAGCGUCACUGAGUGCUACAGAACUCCAGCGUGACUCAGUGCUACAGAACUCCAGCGUGACUGAGUGCUACAGAACUCCAGCGUGACUGAGUGCUACAGAACUCCAGCGUCACUGAGUGCUACAGAACUCCAGCGUGACUGAGUGCUACAGAACUCCAGCGUGACUCAGUGCUACAGAACUCCAGCGUGACUGAGUGCUACAGAACUCCAGCGUGACUGAGAGCUACAGAACUCCAGCGUCACUGAGAGCUACAGAACUCCAGCGUGACUGAGUGCUACAGAACUCCAGCGUGACUGAGUGCUACAGAACUCCAGCGUCACUGAGUGCUACAGAACUCCAGCGUCACUGAGUGGUACAGAACUCCAGCGUGACCGAGUGCUACAGAACUCCAGCGUGACUGAGUGCUACAGAACUCCAGCGUGACUGAGUGCUACAGAACUCCAGCGUGACUGAGUGCUACAGAACUCCAGCGUGACUGAGUGCUACAGAACUCCAGCGUGACUGAGUGCUACAGAACUCCAGCGUGACUGAGUGCUACAGAACUCCAGCGUGACUGAGUGCUACAGAACUCCAGCGUCACUGAGUGCUACAGAACUCCAGCGUGACUGAGUGCUACAGAACUCCAGCGUGACUGAGUGCUACAGAACUCCAGCGUGACUGAGUGCUACAGAACUCCAGCGUGACUGAGUGCUACAGAACUCCAGCGUCACUGAGUGCUACAGAACUCCAGCGUCACUGAGUGCUACAGAACUCCAGCGUGACUGAGUGCUACAGAACUCCAGCGUGACUGAGUGCUACAGAACUCCGGCGUGACUGAGUGCUACAGAACUCCAGCGUGACUGAGAGCUACAGAACUCCAGCGUCACUGAGUGCUACAGAACUCCAGCGUGACUGCAUCGAUGCUUGUUCAGUCCAGUCAUGUGACAUGACAUCUUUAUGCCAGGGUCAUGUGACAACACUAACUCUUCUGCCCUUUCCAAUGGUUAGCUGUAGGUUUCUCUACCAAAACCCCAAACUCCAACCAAAGACAUAUCACAAGAGCGUGAUGCCUUUUUGAAAGAGGGGUUAAUGCUGAGAGGAAGAAGGCUUGAUAUAUAUAUUUUUUAAGUUGGUUGGUAAAGAGGCUCUUUGAUUUGAAAUGUGAUAUUUAUUGAUGGCAUGAACUAUCACCUAAAACAUCAAAAGUAUUUUCCCGAAAUGUAUUUUAUGAAAAGACUGUCCCUAUUGUGAAUAAUGUAAAUAAACAACAAUGAAUGUAAUUUUGCUUCCCCACCCCCGACGCACGCACACACGCACACACACACACAGGCUUGUCCCCAGUUUGACUGGUGUGCAUUCCCUCUAAAACAUCCGUGUUACCCACCUUCACCACUAGGGGGUGUUAAGUUUAACAGUCAUUACAUUACGUUACGUUACGUUACAUUAAUGGCAUUUGGCAGACGCUCUUAUCCAGAGCGGCAAAUCCACUUAUAUAUCCCCUAAAUUUACUUUUCCUGAAGCAGAUGAAGCUCUGCAACUGCUCUGUUAUUAAUGUUGUAUUUUCAUUUAAAAACACCAGUAUUGACUUCAAGGAGAAAACCUCACCCGUGUAGUUUUGUGGAUCGUAUGCGACCAACACACACACACACACACACACGCGCCUCCAUCCUGUCCUGUUCCAGGGUAUUUGCGAUUGCACUGUACAGGAUGCAGGUCUCUUUUUGUUACAGAUAUUUUUUUGAUAUUUUUUUGGUGUCAUUGAGAUGGGUUCAGAUCUUGUUUGUGAAACACUUUGUAUAUUAUUUUUGUACAAAACAAAAAAGAAAUUAAAAAUGUGCAAAUGUUACUUGUAUACGUUAACUUUCAGACCAAUUAUCUGUGUUUUUUAAUAAAACGGAAAACAGAACAAGAGUUACUUUAUUUUUCUGUCCUUCAGUAUUCGUGUCCUGUGUGCAGCAGUUAGUUUGAUUCGGGGUGAAAAUGGGGACAAACUGAAGGACCGGCUCCGUUUCCCAAGUUGAGAUUGCUGUUCCCAUGGCAACAGCAUUGUUGCACACCAAAUUCUCUUUGAUUGGUGCACCCCAGGGAAGAGAGGACUAUUUUUUGGGGUGAACAGAACCUCAGCUCCCAUUGGCUAAGAUGUUAUAGCAAAAGAACGCUCUGGAUGCAACGGCUGCCCAAUGGACGUCCCUAUUGGCUGAGCGGGGAAACGCGGGACGUCCCUAUUGGCUGAGCGGGGAAAUGCGGGACGUCCCUAUUGGCUGAGCGGGGAAACGCAGGACGUCCCUAUUGGCUGAGCGGGGAAACGCGGGACAUCCCUAUUGGCUGAGCCGGGGAAAUGCGGGACGUCCCUAUUGGCUGAGUGGGGAAAUGCGGGACGUCCCUAUUGGCUGAGCCGGGGGAACGUAGAUAACUGGCAUUGGGGAGGACAGGCUACUCGCACCCCAAUUCCCGUACAGAAUGCUCCGGACUGCUGAAUCCUUAUUGGUCCAUUUGUUUCCCUAGCAGGCAGGGUGGGGCAGGAUCCCCCCCCAUGUUGGGCACAGUCUCUUUGUACUGUUUUUUUCCUUCCAUAAAUAUUGAAAUGAAAUAUU
Conger conger (European conger) is the source of this 7777-nucleotide messenger RNA. RefSeq names its product period circadian clock 1a (gene per1a). The record is from RefSeq and is a predicted model, not a curated record. Gene Ontology annotation, cellular component: nucleus; cytoplasm. Gene Ontology annotation, molecular function: transcription corepressor binding; transcription cis-regulatory region binding. Lineage: Eukaryota; Metazoa; Chordata; Actinopteri; Anguilliformes; Congridae. Gene Ontology annotation, biological process: entrainment of circadian clock by photoperiod; negative regulation of transcription by RNA polymerase II; circadian regulation of gene expression.